AUGGCCGGGGGCAAUGGCAUCAUCUUCACCAUGAAUACAAACUGUUUGAAUAAACACAAAAUAUUCCACCACCGCUUUCACGUCUAUUCCGUUUGCAAUCGCGGCACCGCCGGUGAAGAAACAAAAUUCCCCGUGCUAGGGCGUCAUCGUCGUUUUAGCUCACUCUCCGUGUCGUUUCAAAAUGGAAACGGCGGUAGGCCAUCGUCUUCGGCAGGAUUGAUCACCUGGGAUGAUGUAUUUCGAGCUUCUGAAUCCACCAACAAUCCUAAUGAUGAUGACCUUCAAGGCUUCUUCCGUAAGAUUGAACUCUGCAACCGUGAUCAUGAGAAGCUGCAUCAAGAGUUUCUGCCCUUUGUUGUUGAGGAUCAUAUUGUUGGUUAUGUGCAUUACGAGUUUGCAAAAUAUCUAAGGCAAUUUAAAGAUGUGUUCAUCUUUCCCAAGUACGAGACCUGCUGUGGGAGUAGUAAAUUCAGAUGCCAUUUCACGUUUCAUCCAAUGCUGAGGACUGCUGAAGACAGGACAAGAGCCGUUGGUGGUGUUAUUCAAAUAUUGGGAGACCAAAAUGUAAUUCCAGGAAUACGAAAUGAGCUAUAUCCUGUCACAUCAUCUUCCAGUAGGGGCACUUUUUUCUUGGUUGAAAGAGCAGCUGCACCUUUCUUUGGCAUCAAGGAUUAUGAAGUUCACAUGAACGGAUACGUGGAAAAGGAUGGGGAGAUUUAUCUUUGGAUUGGAAAGAGAAGUGAGCUGAAACCCAACUAUCCUGGGAUGCUUGAUCAUCUUGUUGCUGGUGGACUGCCAUAUGGUGUUUCCUGCAAAAAGCAUCUUGUUUUGGAAUGUGAAGAGGAAGCCGGAAUACCAAGUUCAAUUUCCAGCAAAGCCAACCCAGUUGGAGUGGUGUCCUAUGCAGACGUUGAUGAACUAAAGUUCAGAAGAGAUGUGGUUUUUUGUUAUGAUCUAAAACUACCUGAAGAUUUUGUUCCCAAUAAUGAGGGUGAGCUCUUCUCUUGA
This is a messenger RNA of Oldenlandia corymbosa var. corymbosa, 1008 nucleotides long. The record is from the annotation of a GenBank genome assembly. Lineage: Eukaryota; Viridiplantae; Streptophyta; Magnoliopsida; Gentianales; Rubiaceae.